AUGGAGAAAAUGAUGAAGCAGCUGGUGCAGGCUAACCUCAGGCAACUACAUGCCAUGGAGCAACAGCAAAGAGCAUCCAGGGAUGGUAUUGUAAGUCAGUCUAAAGAUAAUGAAACAAAACUUAAAAGUCUGCAGGCGGAGAGGAUCCAUAUGCAGAAGGAGCUUUCUGCGGCAGAGCGUGCCAAAAGGCAAGCACUACAGGAAAGAGAUGAAUGGGUCAACGACAGACUGAGAAAGACUACUCUCCAGAUUGACCAGAUGAAUGCUAAUCUGAAUGCAGUAUGUGCUAAUGUUCAGAAGAGUGAGAUUGAUCAGCAAUCCGAUCGACAAAACAGGGAGUUAAAAACAAAAUUGCAAGAAUUGGAAGGCUCUAUUAACUCCAAAUUCAUGCCCUUCAUCACAGCCUUGGAAGCAAAGAUCGCACAACUGGAGGAACAGCUUGAUACCGAGAUAAAAGAAAGACAGGCUGCAAGUAAACAAGUCCAUCGUUUAGAGAAAAAGCUGGAGGAUGUGCUAAUGCAACUGGAAGAUGAAAGGCGCAAUGCUGAACAGUAUAAAGACCAGGCAGAGAAAAAUAAGGUUCAAAUGAAACAGUUGAAGCGCCAGGUAAAAGAGGCCAAUAAAUCCAAGUCAGCAUCUGUUGAGAAUGGGUCUGAAGAUGAUGGCGCUGUGGUGCCGGCCGAGGCAGAGAAGAUGGAAAAAGUUUCUGCUGCACAAGUUGGAAGGGCUGAUAUGGCUGAAGAAGCCAAGAGACUCAUGGCAGUGAGUAGACAGGACCUGGUCAUGAAAGGCGUCCACUCUGUCGCCGACGCUUUCCAGAAAGUCCAUAGCUUUCUAGGGAUGAAAUACAGUGAGAUGGAUAGCCAAUAA
Bufo gargarizans (Asiatic toad) is the source of this 870-nucleotide messenger RNA. RefSeq names its product myosin heavy chain, embryonic smooth muscle isoform-like. The record is from RefSeq and is a predicted model, not a curated record. The transcript has 2 exons. NCBI's taxonomy places the organism in Eukaryota, Metazoa, Chordata, Amphibia, Anura, Bufonidae. The coding region runs from base 1 to 870 and encodes 289 amino acids. Gene Ontology annotation, cellular component: myosin complex.